Molecule: messenger RNA, 2017 nt
Organism: Nicotiana tabacum (common tobacco)
Lineage: Eukaryota; Viridiplantae; Streptophyta; Magnoliopsida; Solanales; Solanaceae
Source: RefSeq, a predicted model, not a curated record
ACUCCAGCUUUGUUCCGCCUCUGGUUUAUGCCUUCAUGGGCAGCUCGAGAGAUAUAGCCAUAGGGCCUGUGGCUGUUGUAUCACUCUUGUUAGGUACUCUACUCCGGAAUGAAAUUGAUCCGACUACAAAUCCACAUGAGUAUCUGAGGCUUGCAUUUACAGCUACCUUUUUUGCUGGCAUUACUCAGGCUACUCUUGGGAUCCUAAGAUUGGGCUUCUUAAUUGACUUCCUAUCUCAUGCUGCUGUUGUUGGCUUCAUGGGUGGUGCUGCAAUUACAAUUGCACUUCAGCAACUUAAAGGUUUUCUAGGCAUUAAGAAAUUUACUAAGAAAGCAGAUAUCAUAUCUGUAAUGAAAUCAGUGUGGCAUUCAGCCAACCAUGGAUGGAACUGGCAGACAAUUCUCAUUGGAGCAACCUUUUUAACUUUCCUUUUGUUCGCGAAGUACAUUGGUAAGAAGAACAAAAGGUUGUUCUGGGUUCCUGCAAUUGCGCCGUUGGUUUCUGUCAUUCUUUCCACCUUCUUUGUCUACAUUACUCAUGCUGAAAAAAAGGGAGUCGCGAUUGUAGGACACAUUGAGAAAGGAAUAAAUCCUCCUUCCGUCAAGGAAAUAUAUUUCACUGGUGACUAUCUUUUAAAAGGGCUUCGGACUGGUAUUGUAGCUGGCAUGAUUGCAUUGACGGAAGCUGUUGCAAUUGGAAGAACCUUUGCUUCAAUGAAGGACUACCAGUUGGACGGAAACAAAGAGAUGGUGGCGCUUGGAGCUAUGAAUAUUGUUGGCUCAAUGACUUCCUGCUAUGUAGCAACAGGUUCCUUCUCUCGCUCAGCAGUAAAUUACAUGGCUGGCUGCCAAACUGCAGUUUCCAACAUUGUCAUGUCUGCUGUUGUAUUCCUAACUUUGGAAUUCAUAACCCCUCUUUUUAAGUAUACUCCAAAUGCAAUCCUUGCUGCCAUCAUCAUAUCCGCUGUACUCGGCUUAAUUGACUAUGAAGCAGCAAUUUUGAUUUGGAAGAUUGACAAAUUUGAUUUUGUCGCUUGCAUGGGGGCAUUUUUUGGCGUGGUUUUUGCCUCUGUUGAGAUUGGUCUUUUAAUCGCGGUCACAAUAUCAUUUGCUAAGAUUCUCCUCCAAGUCACAAGGCCGCGAACAGCUACUCUUGGUAGGAUACCCCGGACAAAUGUAUACAGGAACAGUCAACAAUACCCCGAGGCAACAAAAGUUCCUGGUGUAUUGAUUGUGAGAGUUGAUUCAGCUAUAUACUUCUCAAACUCUAACUACAUAAAGGAAAGGAUAUUGAGAUGGCUAAUGGAUGAGGAAGAACAACUAAAAGCAGCUGGCCUUCCUAAAAUUCAAUUCUUGAUUGUUGAGAUGUCACCUGUUACUGACAUUGACACCAGUGGAAUCCAUGCCUUGGAAGAGUUGCUCAGAAGCCUAAAAAAGAGAGGUGUUCAGCUUGUUCUGUCGAACCCCGGAAGAGUGGUGAUUGACAAGCUACAUGCAUCCAACUUUCCAAGUCAAAUCGGCGAGGACAAGAUAUUUCUCACAGUUGCUGAUGCUGUGCUAACCUGUUCACUAAAAUUGCCUGAAGAAGUUUAACAUUGUAAAGAAUGGAUGCAAAAGAAGACAAGGGGGGAAAGAAAAAUCAACCACAAGUAGCAUGAGGGACCAAAAUUGAAUAGAGUACAUAUAUAUAGAGUGAUAAAUAAAGGGACUGGAUUCUAUUUUUAGUAAGUGGUGGGAUCCUCAGAAGUGAUAUGAUACUAAUCCAAAGCAGAUGGUGGUCCUAGCCAAUUGCGUAAGGAAUUCUUAUUUGUUUUUUGUAAAGUUUGUACAUGUUAGACAUGUUAGCCAUGCUUUUAACUUUAAUGGUUAAAAUAUAGUCGUCCAUAAGAGUUUCCUUGUCUUCCUUGUUUUUGCUACAGGCAAUUGUGUACUAAUUAAACUCCUUUUGUGAUCAUAAUCUGUAAAAUAUAUGAGAUGGUUUGCUGACAACAUCUACAAAGUAAGUGGUUUUAGUUUUA